Saccostrea echinata is the source of this 978-nucleotide messenger RNA. RefSeq lists its product as uncharacterized. Bases 1 to 978 code for a protein of 325 amino acids. The record is from RefSeq and is a predicted model, not a curated record. NCBI's taxonomy places the organism in Eukaryota, Metazoa, Mollusca, Bivalvia, Ostreida, Ostreidae. The transcript is spliced from 4 exons.
AUGCCAGCAUGUCCAAGUGCUGGUAUUAUUUUGGUUUUAUUGUUAUAUUUACAAACACUUGCAGCGAAAGGUAUAACACCGGAGCCUCAGAGAUGUGACGGGAAAAAUAAAUGCUGCUUCGGCUAUACAUGGGAUGAAGAACUGCAGGACUGUAUCAAGUGUAGCAUAGGGUACUUCGAUGUUUACUGUAAUAGGACAUGUCCAUAUCCAUAUUACGGAAUAGACUGUGAUGAAAAAUGCCAAUGUGAACAACAAACAUGUAACUUUAUCACUGGUUGUUUAGACAACGCAUCAGAUAUCCACUCCGCAACCAAUCAGUCAUCCACAGACAGCCAUGACUUCUCCACCACUGCUACGUCAUCAUCUACAGAAAGCAAAUUAUCUUUAAAAAGCGUCCAGUCUUCUUCUUUAGUUAAUCAAAUUAUUUCGUUUUCGCUUCGUGAUUUCCUUCUCUUUAUUGCUGGAGUAUUAGUUGUAUUCACUUUGUUCACAGCAUUCAAUGUAUUAAUAUGUAAAUGGCGUUCUAGAGGAAAUUAUGCAAUUUUUAAUAAGAAUGAACAAAAAUGUGCAUUGAUUGAAUCGAAGGAUACUGUUAGAACUGUAUGCAGAGGAAAUACGAAAAUCAUAAUAUCACACUGCACAGAAAAUAACUCCUGCUUCUUGGAAAUAAGUACAAACAAGGACAACAGGAAAAACAAAGAUAAUUGCUAUUCAAACAGUGAUGUUGAUAAGGAAGAGAAUGAAAAAAAUAAAAAAGAUGACUCGAUAGUUGACCAUACCGCAUUACAUCUAUGCACAAUAAAACCACAGGGACGAGAAGAAACGUUUUGCAAUUCAAGUCAAUGUUCCCAAUGUGAGGACGACUGCGACACUGAUGUAAAAGAACUCUCUGACAGCAAUCAGUUCUCCACUACCUCGAAAGUCCCAUACGAAAACGAAUACAUUAGUGUUUCCUGCGGCCCAGAAUAUGAAAGUUAG